AUGAGUGGUCGGGACCCACCCACACUCCUGCAUCUGGCAGUGCAGAGCCUGCUGAGGGACGAAGCCCUGGCCAUCUCUGCUCUGCAGUUCCUGCCCAGGGUGCUGUUCCCACCACUGUUCAAGGAAGCCUUCAACCACGGACAAAGUAACAUUCUGAGGGCUAUGGUAGCAGUUUGGCCGUUCAGCUUCCUUCCCGUGGGGACCCUCAUGAAGACUUCCCACCUGGAGACCUUGCAGGCAGUCCUGGAUGGAGUAGACAUGCUGCGAACACAGAAGGUGCUCCCCAGGAGGGGGAAGCUCCAGGUGCUCGACUUGAGGAAUGUGCAGCACAACUUCUGGGAUGUUUGGGCUGGCACAGAGGAUGGAGAGUGCUCUGCAGAGGCUGUGGGUAAGAAGCAAGCGGUGAAGCGCUCUCCUAGAUACGCCCUGAGGCAGCGUUUGAAGGUGGUCGCAGACCUUUGCCUCAGGUUCCAUCUGAAUGAACAGCAAACAUACUUGUUACAGUGGGCCCAGCAGAGAAGAAGUUUCAUCAGGCUGUGCUGUGUGAAGAUGCAGAUAUGGGCAUUGCCCGUGUACACUGUCAGGAAAGUCCUGAUGGUUUUCCAGCCUGACAGCAUCCAGGAGUUGGAACUGAAUACAGGUUGGAGUCUGUCCACUCUGGUGCAUUUUGUAUCUUACCUGGACCAGAUGAGAAAUCUUCAAAAACUCCUUUUAACACGGAUCCACAAGAACACCUUUAAGGUUCUAAAUACCCCCUCAGACAUACAGAAGUGUAUCACUAAGUUUGUUUCUCAGUUCUCUAAACUCAACUGUCUGCAGCAUCUCUCCAUGAAUGGCGUCUACUUUUCCAGUGAGCACAUGAAACAGUUGUUCAGGUACCUGAAGACCCCUUUGGAGACCCUAUCCAUCACUGUGUGCAAGCUUUCACAGUUAGACUUGAAUUCCUUGUCCCAGAGUCAGAGUCUCCAUCAGCUGAAACACCUGAAUCUGAGGCUUGUGAAAUUAAUUGACCUAUAUCCUACACCUUUCCGUGAUCUCCUAAACAGUGUUGCGGGCACUCUGCAGACCCUAGAGUUGGAGGGCUGCUGGAUGGUGGACUCUCAGCUCAUUACCCUCCUGCCUGCCCUGAGCCAGUGCUCCCAACUCACUAGGGUCAAUUUCUAUGACAAUGAUAUCUCCAUGGCUGUCCUGAAAGACCUUCUAUAUCACACAGCCAACCUCAACCAGCUGAUCCAAGAGCUGUACCCCGCCCCUCUAGAAUGCUAUGAUGACAGGGGUGAUGUCCAUGUGGGAAGAUUUGCUAAACUUUGUCCUGAGCUCAUGGAUACACUGAUUACUGUCAGGCAGCCCAAGAGAGUCUCCUUUGCUACACACAUGUGUCACAAAUGUUGUCAGCGCUGUAUCUAUGACCUGGAGGCCAGACUUUGUCAUUGUUGGCAGUAAGUGGGGAAGGUUGCUUCUUGAUACUGAGAAUUGAAAACCUAGCAAUAGGUAUUUCAUCAAGGGUGUGAGUGAUUUCCUUGCACAUAUGCAUGCUUGGUGCUUGUGGAGGUCAGAUGAAGGAUUGGAUUUCCUGGAAUUGGAGUUACAGGUGGCUGUGAACUACCGUGUGGGGCUGGGAAUCUAACCUGGGUCCUCUGUAGGAACAGGCACUCUGAGCUGCAGAGCUGUCUCUCUAGCCCCAGUUUUGCAUUUUCUAAAAGGGUUUUGCCAGGACAUGAUCGUAAGUGACUUUCUCCUACAUGGCGGUUUAGAGGAAGGGUCUGAUUUUUUUGACUGGGUGUUCUGGUGUCCUUCCAUGCCAUUAACCUGGAUUCAGUGCCAUGGUUUUCUUUUGAUUCUUGAGCUCGAAAGACCCUGUGUUCUCUGACCCCUUG
Molecule: messenger RNA, 1877 nt
Organism: Microtus oregoni (creeping vole)
Lineage: Eukaryota; Metazoa; Chordata; Mammalia; Rodentia; Cricetidae
Product: oogenesin-1-like
Exons: 3
Coding region: 1-1443 (480 amino acids)
Biological process (GO): negative regulation of apoptotic process; negative regulation of cell differentiation; positive regulation of cell population proliferation
Cellular component (GO): cytoplasm
Source: RefSeq, a predicted model, not a curated record